Messenger RNA from Racocetra persica, 1143 nucleotides. NCBI's taxonomy places the organism in Eukaryota, Fungi, Glomeromycota, Glomeromycetes, Diversisporales, Gigasporaceae. The record is from the annotation of a GenBank genome assembly.
AUGUUAAAUUUAGAAGCACCAAAGGUAGUCCUCAUUACUAGAGAAAACUUCAUAAAAAUUUUAAGAGUUAACAAACAGAAUGGAAAGAAAAUUGCAAUCGAUAACGAAGAGGAAUCUAGUAAUUUGUUAACUGAAAUAGUCAUUCAAGAAAGUGCACAAAAUUCUAGCUUCGAUGUUGAGGCAGAUAGUACUUUAUCGAUAAAUAAUCAGAUCUCUAAUGAUUCUAUCGAUCUCAUACCCAUACAAUGUGCUGACUCUCUUUCAGAUGAAUAUUUUAACUCUGAUGAAGAAAAUGAUGAGUGGAAUUUUGAUGCAGCUUUAACUUUGUUGCAUAAUGCAAAAGAAACAAUUAAGACAAAUGAACGAUUUGAUAAGGUUAAUGAUGGACGAGUUUCUUCAAACUUGAUAGAGGAUAGUCCCCUGAAAAGUAUGAAUGAAGCAUUGGUAACUAUGAAAUUUAAGUGUUCUAAAAAUACUAGUAAUAAAGUAAAUGAAUUAACAGUGGGAGAUAAAUGUGAUGAAGUGAAAGAUAUUCAAAUGAACCAGCAAGAUAAUACAAUUCAUGAAUGUGGUGGGCUUCAAAGGUCUAAUAAGAUGGUGAACCUUUUACAAACAUCAAAUGAUCCAGAGUUUGGUGAGGAAACUGAUACCUUAUUACCUAACUCUUAUUCAUCAAUCAAUAUUACUAUCAUUACUUCACAAGCACAAGCUAAAAAUAAUAGAAAAUCGAUUGAAUCUAUGCUCAGUGACGAGGAAGUUGAUGAAUUAUUAUAUGAUUCUUAUUCACAAAUUAAUAUUGCACAAGCUGAAAAUAAUAGAGAAAUGGAUAAACAGCCAUCAAUCAAUUUUAUCUCAGGAAUGCUUAAACAAAUGACCCUAGCAGAAAAUAGUACACAAGCAGAUGAUAUUGGAUCGAUUCAAGAUAAUGAUUAUGAGAAAGAUCAAGAAACAGGCAGAUGGAGACAAAACCCUGAUACAAAUGAAUGGAAUAGUUUGUUUGUAAAAGGUAAAACAAUUAAAACACAGGUAUAUAAGAUUAUAAAAGAAGAAGCAUUGGGCAUUAUAAAAGAAGAAGCAAGAAUCAGGGAUGAGAUGAUUGUAGCACAACAUUCCUUCAUGCUUGUUUUGCGUUUAGGGUGGAAC